This is a messenger RNA of Cryptococcus wingfieldii CBS 7118, 1014 nucleotides long. RefSeq names its product extradiol ring-cleavage dioxygenase. Lineage: Eukaryota; Fungi; Basidiomycota; Tremellomycetes; Tremellales; Cryptococcaceae. Bases 1 to 1014 code for a protein of 337 amino acids. Gene Ontology annotation, molecular function: ferrous iron binding; oxidoreductase activity, acting on single donors with incorporation of molecular oxygen; zinc ion binding. The record is from RefSeq and is a predicted model, not a curated record. The transcript has 4 exons.
AUGCCCCGUGCUUCCCUGCUCGUCUUCAUCGCAGCUGCUGUCUUUGCCCUUUUCGCCAUACUAGCAUCCUACACUACACUCUUCGCCAGCAUCACAGCCAGCCCCCCACUGCGAACCCACUUCCUGCGCACCAUGGUUAACUCUUCCAGCCUCGGAGACGUCUACUUUCUGUCCCACGGUGGCCCACCCUCGGUGGAGCAGACCGAAUCACCGCCCUACAAGGCAUGGCGCAAGUUUGGCAAGACCAUUACAGCCAACCCACCCAAGGGUAUCGUUGUGGUCUCUGCCCAUUGGGAGAGUGACCAGGGUUUAAAUACAGUCAACAGCAACAUCUUGAAUCCCCUCAUCUACGACUUUUAUGGUUUCCCUAAGCACUUCUAUCAGCUCAAAUUUGCUUCCAAGGCCGAUCCGGAGCUACAAGAGAAGGUCGUGGGCGCUCUCAAGGAAGGUGGGAUCCCUUUGAGCAGAGCGGAUAGGGGUUUGGACCAUGGUGUCUGGAUCCCUUUCAAAGCAGCCUUCGGUGAAGACACCACAUUUCCUCUUGUACAAGUAUCUCUCCCCGCCUCUGCCGACCCUGUGGAAUCGAUCAAACUUGGUCAAGCUUUGAGCAAGCUGCGAGCCCAGGGAUACGCUAUCGUGGGAACCGGUCAAGUUGUACACAACUUACGCGAUCUUUGUGAGUUUAAUCUGGAUUUAGAUAAGCUGAGCUCUACUGAGAUGCUCCUAGUCAGCGGGAAAGGCCUGCCCUACACCGGACCAUUUUUGAAAGACACCUCCAAGGCACUCUCCAGCUCCGACUAUGUCUCCGCGACUCUCGACCUCACCAAGCACCCACUUUACAAGAAGGCGCACCCUACAGACGAGCACUUCUUCCCUUUGCUGGUCGCUGUCGGUGCUACAAGCUCCAGUGACCAGAUUGAAGAGAUCUACAAGGGUGUGGUGGACAUUGGUGGGCGCACUGUAGAGAAUGAUGGGCUAGGCUGGGGUAUGUGGCGCUGGACAUCGGCGGCUUAG